This is a messenger RNA of Trichoderma atroviride IMI 206040, 656 nucleotides long. RefSeq lists its product as uncharacterized. Lineage: Eukaryota; Fungi; Ascomycota; Sordariomycetes; Hypocreales; Hypocreaceae. The record is from RefSeq and is a predicted model, not a curated record. Gene Ontology annotation, cellular component: endoplasmic reticulum membrane. Gene Ontology annotation, molecular function: protein folding chaperone. Gene Ontology annotation, biological process: protein insertion into ER membrane.
AGUCGCCAGCAGAUCCCAUCAAGUCACUAUAAAUCAUGGCGCCCAACACCAAGGACAUGCGACGGCCCGACCUGAUCGUUCCGUAUCAGGAGCCCAGCGUCAAGGGCGAGGUGACCGAUUUCUCGUCUACGCUUUCGUCGACGCUGCCUAUGGCGGCCAUGUUUAUGCGAAAUAAGUUUGUUGGAUGGAUUGCCGUUGUGUUUUCCAUCCAGACUUGGCUGGGAGAGAGCGAGGAUAGCCAGAAGAGCGGUGGCACGCCGGGUUACUUUUCCGUUGGCAUGUCAGCCUUGGCUUUGGCGGUGACAUAUCUGCCUUUGUUCAUUCCUCCUCCUGGUGCGAAGACGACUCCCCCGCCUCCGGCACCGUUGCAAUAAGGGAUAUUUUGGACCAUGGGAAUUAUGAGGCUGGUAAUGGGAGAAUGAAUGAUAUUGGGGAUACUGGAAGAGACUGAUGAAAAUAUCUUGGGUUUGGCCAAUUUGAAGGUGAUUAUUUGCGAGGGCUUGUUUAAUAAUGUGGCAAUCUACGUUGAAGUAUAUAUACAAAAGAAUCUGGACAAUAAUGAGGCGACUCAUAUCUUAUGGUGUUGACGGCUACGGGCGAGGUAUAGUCGGUGUGAGGCAGCAAAUGCAUUGACUCUUUUCAAUAUAAUACACUAC